Messenger RNA from Xenopus laevis (African clawed frog), 3349 nucleotides. It is a transcript of the gene ptger3.S, whose product is annotated as prostaglandin E receptor 3 S homeolog. Gene Ontology annotation, molecular function: prostaglandin E receptor activity; G protein-coupled receptor activity; prostaglandin receptor activity. The record is from RefSeq and is a predicted model, not a curated record. Gene Ontology annotation, biological process: intestine smooth muscle contraction; G protein-coupled receptor signaling pathway; positive regulation of cytosolic calcium ion concentration. The transcript is spliced from 2 exons. Gene Ontology annotation, cellular component: plasma membrane; membrane. Bases 1224 to 2321 code for a protein of 365 amino acids. Lineage: Eukaryota; Metazoa; Chordata; Amphibia; Anura; Pipidae.
AUCGUAAUUGUUACGUCUAUGGCCACCUUUAGUGGGUAAAAUAAAGCAACAUGUGUGGAAGUGUUUAUACAAUUUUAAUAAAUAGUUAAGAUUACACUCACGGAUGUAUCUCCAGUAAAAUCGCUUCAAAAACAGUGCAGCACAUCAGUUUAUUACUCAGUAGUCCUUUAGUGUCUUUUUUAAUCCAAUACACUGGUGUCAGAUCCCCGGCUGUAAUUUAAAAUAAUGCACUAUAUUCUUUAUCUGUCCUUUUCCCCCUUAAUGACCUAGAGUCUUUGAGGUACAGCAAUCUAAUUGUAGAAAGCGUCUAUUGGAGGGUGGAGGAGAGCCCUAUUGAUUGCAGGAUUGGGGAGACACCUUUAUAAUUUAAAAGAUCAACUAUUUGUAAUUAUCCGAGGGAACUAAGAGAAAUAAUUGUCUUCCUGCUCUGAUUAGCAGCCUCCUAAGCAGUCCAUGAACUGCUAUCUCUUUCUAUUUUCUUGUUUUUAUGUACUGUACUUAGAUGGUGUUGAUAGUGUACCUCUUAGUCCCUUUUCUACAGGCAAUGUGUUGUACAAUAUACACUAUAGGCUCCACACUCCAGUAGAUAAGGGGGCAGAGCUGACCUGCCAAUAGUGAGUUGCCUGGGAAAACAAUGAGCCAUAGUUAUUAUACACGAGCAACCCUGUGACUGCUGCUGGGGUUCCAGUCUAGCAGAUAUUGGAGGCGUUGACAGAUAAUUCGUUUCACUAUAUGUUUAUCAAAAAUGCCUUUCCAAGGUGGGAUGGGGCUGAAAUAUUGUUACUGUGGGGACCGCUGACAAAUUGCUUCCUCUGCAGGAGUAAAGUUCAUUCUGACAGCAGUAACGACUUUUAAACAAGAAUAAAGUGCUGUAAAUAUUAGUGAGGCAGGUAAGAAAGACAAGGCAGGAGUAAGGGACAGUUGUCUAUGUGGGCGCAGCUCACCCGCUCUUCUUCAUGUGCACAAACAGCGCCAGGUCUCCAGUCAGGGCGCUUCCAUUUAAUGAAUGGGGAUGACGUCGCGGAGGGCCCCACCUCCAGCUUUUAUAUAGAGUUUUUAUGUCGCUCCACAGGUCUGCGGAGAAGGCAGCAGCGGCAGCAGGUGGUCUAUAGAGGGAUGGCUGGGUGGGCGGCGGUUCCUCGGCACCGAACCUUAGAGCAGCUCCAACACGAAAGGCGGGUGGUUGCCCCCCCUGAGGAGAAGUGAAUAGGACGGGCAGGAGGAUGUUGGAUCCCAUCUCCUCUACAAGUAUGAAGGAGCGGGACAGGAGUAACAUGACGGCGAGGGCGGAGGAGGGGGGCAACACGGUGUCCGUGGCUUUCCCACUGUCCAUGAUGAUCACGGGGCUGGUGGGCAACGCGCUGGCAAUGUUAUUGGUGUAUAAAUCGUACAAGAAGAAGGAAAGUGCGAGGAAACACUCGUUCCUGCUGUGCAUCGGCUCCCUGGCACUCACAGACUUCAUAGGACAACUUCUCACCAGCCCCAUUGUCAUCUCCGUGUACCUGUCCAACCGGCAGUGGGCUAAGGUGGAUGCCUCGGGGCACCUGUGUCCUUUCUUCGGACUGUGCAUGACUAUGUUCGGCCUGUGCCCACUGUUUAUAGCGAGCGCUAUGGCGAUAGAGCGCACCCUGGCCAUCCGCACUCCUCACUGGUACUCCUGUCACAUGAAGCCCCGCGCUACCAACAUGCUGCUCCUCUGCAUCUGGCUCGGGGUGCUGGCCUUUGCCCUCCUGCCUAUCCUCGGGGUGGGACAGUACACGCUGCAGUGGCCGGGCACUUGGUGCUUCAUCAGCACAGGAGACAGCGAGGCGCCGGGGAACAUCUUCUUCGCUUCAACGUUCGCCUGCCUCGGACUUGUGUCGCUCUUUACCACUUUCGCUUGCAACUUGUCGACCAUCGUCGCCUUGGUGUCCCGGUGUAAGCGCAGGAGCAGCACGUCCCAAGCGAGCAGGCAAUGGGAAAGGAUCACGUUAGAAACCCUCAUCCAACUCAUGGGCAUCAUGUGCGUCCUGUUUACCUGCUGGUCCCCUCUCCUGGUAAUCAUGCUGAAAAUGAUGUCCAAUCAUACUUCAGUUGAACACUGCAAGCCAAAAGAUUCAGAGCAAAAUACAGAGCUACAGAAAGACUGCAAUUUCUUUUUGACUGCUAUCCGUCUGGCCUCACUUAACCAGAUACUUGACCCAUGGGUUUACCUCUUGCUUCGACAAAUUCUGCUCAGGAAAUUUUGCCAAGUAGCAAAUGCUGUGUCAAACUGCUCACAUGAUGGACAGAAACAACAGCCAAUGAUCCCCACAAAUGAAAUAAGACCAGCUGAAGGAUGAUCUAUAUUUGUUUUUAUUUAUUGAACUUUGGGACUUGAAAAAGCCAAGCAAAGCUUUAAAAUGAAAUGGCCUGAGUGGUCUCUAUUUUGAGUAAGCAAAGUACUAUUUAUGAAGCUGCUAAAAUGAUAAUAUAUCUUCUCGUACGUGGCAAAAUGUUUAUACUGAAAUGACUGUAGUGACUUAAAGGAUAAACUAUACAAAGAAACAAAUGUGAUAUCGCAACAGCAUGUUACUCAAGAAGAUACACUGUUGGCAAGACACCCUACCAACAAAGGUUAUCAGCUGUGUGCCAGAUAAUGCUUGUAUCAUUAAAGAAGAAAAAUAAACACAUUGGCAUGGGCUACAGCCUAUUUAUUAUUAAAAUACUUAAGAUAUUCAUUUUUAAAUUAUGUACAGGUUUACAAUUAAACUAAAAAUACAGGGAGAUGUGAGUACUCUAGUGUACUGAUCUCAACGAUAUAGUGCUCAUACAUAGAUGAACUUCUAUUUAAUGCAGAUUCUAUUGUUUGGUAUACAAAUAUGUGCUCAUGUCCACUUAGAGACAAGUUAUGACAUAUGUGAAUGGGAAACCAACAAUCAAUAGCACAAAUCACCAUUUUUAUUGCUGCAAGUAGCAGCAAUCAAACCUUCUUAGGUUCCAUUGUUCUUUUAUUGUCUAUACUAUUGAAGCAAAUAUUUCAAUUACAUUACAUUUUGUUUCAAGCCCUAUGAAGCACUUUCAUCUUUAUAUGUCUUUGGAACUUGCUUAUCUGUAAUGGCAAGGCUUUUUACUUAACAGAUAGAGACAUAGUUAAUUGUUUAGUUCAAUACCUUGCUCUAACUAAGAAACAAAUUUGGAAAAUUGUCAGAAAACUUUCUUCUUCUUUUUGCCAAAGCGAAUGCAAUUUUAUAUAAUUGAGUACUGCCAACAUUAGAGAUACUUCCUCAAACUAUUAACCUUUAAAACCUAAGAAAUUUUAUGCAAUUCUCAACAAAACAAACAUAUUUGCAGGUGUCUGCAACACUUUACAAAUACUAUUAAUGUAUCA